GUAUAUGAAGCUCCUAAUGAAUUGUUAACCAAUAUAACUCUGUACUGUUUUAGCUAGUGCCGUGAAUGAAAGUUAUCUUGUUCGUGUAAAGCGCUCCAGAGAAAAGGUGCGUCUCAUUCAGCUCCGUAUACAGUCAAUCAGUUCAUCUUCAACACGAAUACAGUCACUGAUGAGCAGUGUUGAGAGAAACGAGUCGUUUCUGAAUCAAACGUGUAAUGACAUCUUUUACAAACCAACUGGAAAUGUUUUCAUGAAGGUGUAAUCUAUAUAACCAACAAAUACUAAGUAUAAGCUUAAUACAAACUUGAACAAUAUGCAUAAUUUGUGUUCUUUUAUUAAUCUGAGUGGUCAUUUUGUUUUGUUUUUUGCCUUAUCAGAGCCUGUAUUUAUCAAGCCUCUAAGAAUUACUCUCAAGAACACUGUUAAGAAUUGACUUAAGUGUAAAAAAAAUUCUUGCCUCAAAGCUGCACUUAAAAGUUAGUUAUCAAUCAUCUCAAUUGUAAUUUAAGCAAAGUUUAGGACUAAAAGUGUCAGUUUUAGAGAUGAUUCACCACACUUUGCUACAAACGGGAUUUUGGAUGACGACAUAUUCAUGGACCAAUCACUGAAUAGAUUUAAGAACAUUCUCAGAUAAAUUCACAUUGAAUGAUGAACUUCCUAAUUACAUUCAACACACAUUUGACAAUAAAGAAUUUAAUUGAUUAUAUGAUAUACACAUUGGAAAUGGAAGAUAAACACGUUUUCAUGUCUUAAUUACACAUUUAAACCAGUGUGCUGUUUACUGACCUGCAUUUAGGAUUGUGCCAAUAGAUUAUAGUCAGAGAUAUCCCCUGUUGCUGACGAUAGCAAAAUGAUUAUUAUUAUUAUUAUGCGUCAAAGACAUAAGUUUAUCUUUAGUGAUGCAGUGCGGAGAGCCGCUUCAGAAACGUGCAGCACAUGAGCGCAGUAUAAAUAAGAGAUUUGUUCAUCGUACAGUGUAGGUAGCUUCACUUAUUAUAAUGGGAGUGUUUUUUAAAGAGCAUAUAAUUCUCACACUAGACUGAAGUCAGUUAUGCUUGCGUCCAGCGGAUAUUCUCCAAAAUGGUGCUAUGCUGAAGCAGAGGAGAGGAAUUGUUGAAUAAAACUGUUGUUUUGUUUUCUUUGAGCAGAAAAAGUGUUCUCGUCGCUUCAUUAAAUUCAGAUUAAACCACUGAUGGCAGAUGGACUAUUCUGACGAUGCUUUUCAUACUUUUAUGGACUUUGACAGUACAAUUUACUAUGCAGUCAAUAGGACAGUCACAAACCUCCCGGUUUUCAUCCAAAAUAUCUUAAAUUGUGUUCCGAAGACGAACAAAGCUUUUACGGGUUUGGAACGACAUGGGGGACAACGUGUCCAAACACACAAAAACUCCUGGUGGAUCCACGUGACACACUAUUAUAAUGAUGGUGUUUAUUAAAGAGGAGAGUGAAGACAUGAAGAUUGAAGAAGUAUUCAGAGUCAAACAUGAAGAUACUGAGGAACAAACAGACCUGAUGGCGCUGAAAGAGGAGAGUCAAGAACUGAAUGAAACAGAAGAGAAAGACAGAAAGGAGAAACCUCCUGAUUUCAAAACCGAAGACAAAUCAAUUAGUUACUCAAAUACUGAAAAGAUUUUCUUACGAAAUAAAGCUCAAAAAACACAAACUACAAACCUUAAUUCCCACAGGAUAAUUCACACUGGAGAGAGCUCUUUCACCUGCCAACAAUGUGGACAAAUUUUCAAUCGAAAAGGAUGCCUUACAGUCCACAUGAAAAUUCACAUAGGAAAAAAUCCAUUAAUAUGCCCUCAGUGUGGAAAGAGAUUUACACAGAAAAAAACCCUUAAUGCCCACAUGAGAACUCACACUGGAGAGAAACCAUAUGAAUGUGAUCAAUGUGGAAAGAGUUUCACACAGAAAAAAACCCUUAAUAUCCACAUGAGGAUUCACAUUGGAGACAGACCUUACACCUGCAAACAGUGUGGAAAGAGUUUCACAGUAAAUGGAGAUCUUAAAAUUCACAUGAGAAUUCACACUGGAGAGAGACCGUUCAUAUGUGUUCAGUGUGGAAAGAGUUUUAAAGAGAAAAAAUCCCUUAAUGUUCACAUGAGGAUUCACACUGGAGAGAGACCGUAUGAAUGUGAUCAGUGUGGAAAGAGUUUCACACACAAAAAAAACCUUAAUGUCCACAUGAAGUUUCACAUUGGAGAGAGACCUUACACCUGCAAACAGUGUGGGAAGAGUUUCACAGUAAAUGGAGAUCUUAAUAAUCACAUGAGAAUUCACACUGGAGAGAGACCGUUCAUAUGUUUUCAAUGUGGAAAGAGUUUUAAACAGAAAAAAUGCCAUAAUGUUCACAUGAGAAUUCACACUGGAGAGAAGCCUUACAUCUGUAAUCAAUGCGGAAACAGUUUCAGAUAUAAAGAAAACCUUAAUAAUCACAUGAGGAUUCACUCAAGAGAGAAUAGUUUUAAAUGUCAUCAGUGCGAAAGGAGUUUCGUAGACAAGAAAUGUCUUAAGAACCAUGUUACAAUUCACUUAGGAGAAAAGCCUUUCAUGUGCCAUCACUGUGGGAAGAGUCUCACAAACAAUGCAAACCUGGAGUCUCACUUGAGAAUUCACACUGGAGAGAAACCUUUCACCUGCAAACAGUGUGGAAAGAGUUUCAGAGUUAAAGGAAACUUAAUGACUCACAUGAGGAUUCACACUGGAGAGAAGCCAUUCACAUGUCUUCAGUGUAAAAUGAGAUUCACAUAUAACAAAGACCUGAAACAUCAUUUGAAAACUCAUUCUGGAAAGAAAUUGCCGUUUUCCUCAGAGUGACAAGAGGUUUAGAAAAGGAGCAAUUUCUACAAUCAUCUGUGCAUUCAUUCUGGAAGACGAUUCAAUUAUGGUCAGUGUAAUAACUUUUUUUUUUCUUCUCCUUUUCACAUAGAUACAUGUGUGAAGUCAUGCAAAUGUGAGACCCUGUUUGUUCUUUGUUGAAAAGUAUGAGAAGAAAAAUUCUGUGUGAAAUCAAGGCAACGUUCACACUGCGGCUGAAUGCAGGCUACAUCUGAUUGUCACCUUCAUGACUCCUGUUAUUUGCACCUCUUUAUGCUUCACCAUAAGGCUGUUUAUUUUCUUUUGUGCAUGUGUAUUCCUCUGGCCAUACCUGACCACCUUAUUGGCUGUAGUUUCAAAUAUUGAGUGGUUACAGUAGAUUCCAUCUAAUUUCAACUAUGUAGAGCUGCCACUCAAUUCCAUGAGUUCAUUCCACUGAAUCAAAAUAUUUGUCAAACUUCUACCUUGCUGUGAAAUGUAACAAUGCAACUGGAAUAUUAUAAAUAAAUUGACAUAAACUGAACACAAUGACUUGUUUCCAUUAGGAGAUUUUUAGUU
Molecule: messenger RNA, 3378 nt
Organism: Onychostoma macrolepis
Lineage: Eukaryota; Metazoa; Chordata; Actinopteri; Cypriniformes; Cyprinidae
Product: gastrula zinc finger protein XlCGF57.1-like
Exons: 3
Coding region: 1420-2820 (466 amino acids)
Biological process (GO): regulation of transcription by RNA polymerase II; central nervous system development
Cellular component (GO): nucleus
Molecular function (GO): DNA-binding transcription factor activity, RNA polymerase II-specific; RNA polymerase II cis-regulatory region sequence-specific DNA binding
Source: RefSeq, a predicted model, not a curated record